Messenger RNA from Lotus japonicus, 2199 nucleotides. RefSeq names its product O-fucosyltransferase 39. The record is from RefSeq and is a predicted model, not a curated record. Bases 436 to 1944 code for a protein of 502 amino acids. NCBI's taxonomy places the organism in Eukaryota, Viridiplantae, Streptophyta, Magnoliopsida, Fabales, Fabaceae. The transcript is spliced from 10 exons.
GUAUGUAUGAAUCUUGUGAGUGAGUGAGUGAUGACCCUUCUCUUUGUUCUUGUGAUUCUCACCUUAGUUAACGUAAAAAUCCCAGCUAGCUAGCUAACCAGCUUUCUCUAAUGGGGUCCCCUUCCCAUUGAAAACGACACACGCUAUCUAUCUCUCAUCAUUAUUCAAUUCGGUGAGUGAAGCCAGGUGUCCAUGUGAAUCGCAUUCUCUUUCUUCUUCUGUGGAGCAAACACUUUUCAAUUCACAAACCUCCAAACAGGUCAUAUACUAUAUAUAAAAAGGGAUCACUAUGAUAAUGAUGGGGUUUGUGUUUGGGUUUGCUUUCAUUUCUCUGUUUCUUCAUCUUCUCCAUUAGCUUCUGAUUCUCCAUUCACAUUUCUUGGUGGGUCAGUUCCAGCUAGAUCCGAGGUUCAGUGAGCUCCUCUGACCAUCAUCAUGGAGCUUGGCAACCACAAUCAUGCAGCUGCUACACUUGUUACAUUUUGCUUACUGUUCUCCUUCACUUUCAGCCAUGCUUCUUCUUUCUACCCAGAAUUGAAUCCUAUAAAACCGAGGCACUCACGUCUUCUCAGGAGUGCUGUGCAGCGUGAAACUCCAACAUCUCAACUUUCUGAAAUAUGGUCACCUUUGGAAAACCAAGGAUGGAAACCGGUUGAGUCUAGAAAUAAGCCAACAUUACCAGAGAAGUCCGAGGGAUACAUCCAGGUAUUUCUUGAUGGAGGUUUGAACCAGCAAAGGAUGGGGAUAUGUGAUGCAGUUGCUGUAGCAAAGAUACUGAAUGCAACUCUUGUGAUCCCAUACCUUGAAUUAAAUCCUGUAUGGCGAGAUUCAAGCUCCUUCAUGGAUAUAUUUGAUGUGGAUCAUUUCAUUGAUGUAUUGAAGGAUGAUAUUUCUAUAGUUAAAGAGCUUCCUGAAGAGUACUCGUGGAGCACAAGGGAGUACUAUGCCAUUGCUGUUCGCGAUACCAGAAUCAAGAAUUCACCUGUGCAUGCAUCGGCCAACUGGUAUCUGGAAAAUGUUUUGCCUGUCUUGCAGAGUUUUGGUAUUGCUGCAAUCUCUCCAUUUUCUCACCGCUUGAGUUUUGACAACUUGCCUAUGGAUAUCCAACACCUGCGCUGUAAAGUCAACUUUCAAGCUUUAGAAUUUGUUCCUCAUAUUAGAACACUUGGAGAUGCCCUCAUCAACCGCCUUCGCUCUCCUCAAGGCUCUGCUGGAGAAAUCGGUUCCAACUAUCUUCAAGAAGUCACUGAUGGAGGUGAUAGUAAAAAUGCAGGGAAAUUCGUUGUUCUGCACCUCCGAUUUGAUAAGGAUAUGGCAGCUCAUUCAGCCUGUGAUUUUGGUGGGGGAAAAGCUGAGAAAUUUGCCCUUGCAAAGUAUAGACAGGUGAUUUGGCAGGGAAGGCUUCUCAAUUCUCAAUUCACUGAUGAAGAGUUGAGGAGUCAGGGUCGUUGCCCAAUGACUCCAGAAGAGGUUGGAUUGUUGCUAGCAGCUUUGGGAUUUGACAACAGCACGCGUUUAUAUCUUGCUUCUCAUAAGGUCUAUGGUGGAGAAGCAAGGAUUUCAACUUUGAAGCAAUUGUUUCCUCUGAUGGAAGACAAAAAGAGCCUAGCUUCAUCUUAUGAGCGUUUUCAAAUAAAGGGCAAAGCUUCUCUAUUAGCUGCACUUGACUACUAUGUUGGCCUGCAUAGUGACAUCUUCAUCUCUGCUUCUCCAGGAAAUAUGCACAAUGCAGUGGUUGGACACCGCACUUACUUGAACUUAAAGACUAUAAGGCCAAACCUGGUAUUAAUGGGUCAACUCUUCCUGAAUAAAACCAUGGAGUGGUCAGAGUUUGAGCAUGCUGUGGUCGAGGGUCACCAAAAUAGACAAGGUCAACUGAGGCUGAGAAAGCCCAAACAGUCCAUAUACACAUAUCCUGCUCCUGAUUGCAUGUGCCAAGCUUAAUAUAGAUGAUAGUCAAUAUAUUAUUUAGGCUCUGUAUUUUACUAUAGUUCAGUGUCUUACUAUUAUUUGACAUUUAUAGGCGGUGAAUAAAAGCAUUUCCACUCUCCUUUUUCAUGUUUAUGAUGUUCUUGGUAAGAGUGCUUGAGAGUAGUUGUAUUGUGUGAGAGAUGUAUUUAUGAUAUGAUGGCACUCUUAGCAGGAGCAAUAUUUAUCUAUGAUUCAAUAACAGGAGCCCCAUUGUUGUUUAUCAUUCAA